Messenger RNA from Coregonus clupeaformis (lake whitefish), 1262 nucleotides. RefSeq names its product motor neuron and pancreas homeobox protein 1. NCBI's taxonomy places the organism in Eukaryota, Metazoa, Chordata, Actinopteri, Salmoniformes, Salmonidae. Gene Ontology annotation, molecular function: DNA-binding transcription factor activity, RNA polymerase II-specific; sequence-specific double-stranded DNA binding. The record is from RefSeq and is a predicted model, not a curated record. Bases 287 to 1243 code for a protein of 318 amino acids. Gene Ontology annotation, biological process: neuron projection morphogenesis; spinal cord motor neuron cell fate specification; central nervous system development. The transcript has 3 exons. Gene Ontology annotation, cellular component: nucleus.
ACAGGACAGGACAGGAGUAGAGGAGGGAGGAGCGACUGGAAACACCGCCGGAGAAAUUAGGCUAUAACAAAGAACAAAAAAGGAUAUUGUCAAGAAAGUGAUAACGUAAGGUUUUAUUAUCAUUUAUUUAGAAAAACUGAAACAUUCGGUGUAACAGCAGUUAUAAAACUCUGGACAAUAUGUUCUUUCAUUUUGCCUAGAACAACUAAUCCGACAAAACAUAACCCAGAACAAUUAUUCGAUUUGCACAAUUUGAGUUGGAGAAAAGUUUCAGGAAAGGUCUACAAUGGCGAAAUCUAAGAACUUUGGAAUCGACGCGCUGUUGGCGCACGAGGCGCACCGGAUGGACCGGGACAGUACCCCGGGACUGUGUUCUGAGGACAGCCCUGUCUCUUGCCACCGGUCGGAGACACCAUCCCCACAGAGGACCCACAACGGUAUCCACAUUCAGACCGGAAUUAUCCCCAAACCGGGUCUACUGAACUUCUCCCACCCGGGACUCACCCAGCUGUCUCAGGGGGGCAUCCCUGGAAUGUAUCCCGCCCACAUGUACCGCAUCGCGGCCCUGGGGGGGCAGCACCCUGCCUUUACCUACCCCGGCUUUGCGCAACCUGCCCAGCAGUACCCAGAGCACCUAAAGGUGGUAGCUAUGGCUGGGUUCCCGCUAGAACACUGGAUUAGAGCCGGAAUGAUGAUGCCAAGACUCGGGGACUAUGGUGCCUCUCCUCAUGCUGAUCUGACGGGGAAGUGUCGUAGGCCCAGAACAGCCUUCACCAGCCAACAGCUACUACAGCUGGAGAACCAGUUCAAAUUCAACAAAUACCUGUCCAGACCCAAACGCUUUGAGGUGGCCACGUCUCUCAUGCUCACGGAGACACAGGUGAAGAUCUGGUUCCAGAACCGGCGUAUGAAGUGGAAGAGGAGCCGCAAGGCCAAGGAGCAGGCAGCCGAUGUCCAGAGGGAGUACAGCUGCCCACACGGGGGGGAGAACAGCUCCGAGACUGGGUCUGGAGACACCCGCAACUCUGCUACCCUGGACAAUGAGGAGGAUCUGGAAGCAGAGGAGGAAGAUGUGUUAAGUUCUGGUACCUUAGCAGCUGGAGUGGGUUUAGUGUCUCGCCCCACAGAUUUCCUGAGGCACACUGCUACGGAUCUCAGCUAUAGUUCUCAUGGUUCCUACUCAGAAGAUGAACUAGAGGAGAGUGGACAUGGGCUGGAGAGGAGGGUUGGAAUGGGGUUAUGAGGAGAGUGGGCCUGGACUG